This is a messenger RNA of Scaptodrosophila lebanonensis, 968 nucleotides long. It is a transcript of the gene vito, whose product is annotated as ribosomal RNA-processing protein 17. The coding region runs from base 56 to 835 and encodes 259 amino acids. The transcript has 2 exons. The record is from RefSeq and is a predicted model, not a curated record. Gene Ontology annotation, cellular component: nucleolus. Lineage: Eukaryota; Metazoa; Arthropoda; Insecta; Diptera; Drosophilidae. Gene Ontology annotation, molecular function: RNA binding.
CCGCACAUGUUGCGACGUAAACAAACUAAGCACACUGCGUUAGAUUUUUAUCAAAAUGGCCCGAAAGAAGCAAGAUAAAAAGAAAAUUGACAUUGUAUUUGACCCGCAGAAACGGAAAGAGUUUUUAACAGGUUUUCGCAAGCGCAAGAACGAACGUCGCUCACGCGCAAAAGUCGAACUCGAACGUAACCUUAAGGAGGAACGCAUACGCAUCAGGAAGGAGGUAAAGGAGGGCUUUAAGCACCUCAAAAAGUCAUUCGAGCCGUUGCGAGAACUCACAGAAGAAGACAAAGACGAAGCAAAAAAGGAAAAAGCGUACGAAGAUGACGAAGUCCAAGUGAAAAUCGUUGAGCUCUCUACCAACGAUUUGACAGCGCAAAGGAAUAUGCUUGGGGCCAACUGUGCAGAAGAAAGUGCAACGGAUGAGGAUCAGGCACAAAGUGAUGUUGAGGAUGAGCAAGCAAAAGCAAAUUGUAUACCUGGGAUGGAUUUCGAUAUUAACGAGCGCAAGCGCAAAUCCGCACCGCUUACCGACGAUGACAAGGUCAAGAAAUCCAGUAAAACUGCAGAAAUCAAGAGCAAAAAAGACUUGGACAAACUGAUGAAAACGAAAACGUUGAAAAAAAUCAAAAAGAGCAAACUAUUCAAAAUAAAAGAGCAAUUUGACAAAAAAGCGAAUCAGAAAAAAUCCAGACGCGAUCACAACAAUACUUUAAAGAAUGUUCCAAAGAGUCAAAGGAAAAAGUUGAAAUAUGGUCAGCCACAGCCAAGCCGAUACCGCAAAGGGCGAAUGAUAAACAAAAAGGAGCUGCGACGAAAAAGAAACGCAGACUAACGCACAUUUCAGAGAACUUUUUUUUUCAGUUUUUUAAAAUCUAUCAUUUAUUUUAGUUCUGUUUUAUGAUUUAUUUACUAUUAUAUUAAAUAAACCGAAUAAACUGUAUUUUUGCUUCUAUUCGUUAUCAUAA